This is a messenger RNA of Petromyzon marinus (sea lamprey), 2487 nucleotides long. It is a transcript of the gene MTHFSD, whose product is annotated as methenyltetrahydrofolate synthetase domain containing. Gene Ontology annotation, cellular component: cytoplasm. NCBI's taxonomy places the organism in Eukaryota, Metazoa, Chordata, Hyperoartia, Petromyzontiformes, Petromyzontidae. The record is from RefSeq and is a predicted model, not a curated record.
UCCCCUGUGGGCUGGUGGUGUAACCAGGAGGUUCCUACCAGUCACAUGUUUGUGCGUCGUGUUAUUCAGAAACCCUUCAAAAUGUAUUAUUGCGGGUUUUUUUCCCCGUUUGACAAAGCCUUAAACACCAAUUACAGUUAAAGCGAGAACCAUUGUUCUGUCUUUCAUUGUUUUUGAGAUAUUACGGAUUCAAGCGGUUUUGCACGAAAACAAAUCCGCAUUUGAUGAUGUUGACAUCUGAAUAAUUCGAAAACGGCAAAUAUAGCAGAGCUUGCCCUCAUAGACUAUUAAGCUCAUUCAUUUAUGUUAUUUUUAAUAAACAAAAAAGAGAUUGGAAUUUUUUUAAAUUGAGCGGUUUCCGAUGGUUUCGUCUUUAAAUGUAAGAAGAAGUUGAAUUAAAUCGUCAACAAUUAUUGUGGUGUUUUUUUUUACGGAAAAAAAUAAAAAAUAUAUAGCGAUGGUCGUGAAGUGGCCUUCAACGUUGAUACAGAUUGUAACAAAAAAUCAUAGGUUAAUUAUAAUAUUUCUUUAAAACUUUUGCCUGGCGAAGACAGCCCUUUAUGAACUAGUAUUACUAUAUGUUUUUUUCCUUUAAAGGCAACGAGGUUAAUUGGAGAUUGUGUAAAUCUUAUUUAUUAACAUUUAAAAAUUGAGCACUUUGAUCUGCAUCAGCCACCGUAGUAGCCACGCGCGUGAGUUAUAAAUAGAACAGCGGGUGUGAAUCGAUUCAACAUUUCAACAACCAAAUCGAUUUUUCAUGUUAAAUACGUGAAUCGAAAUGUAGGUGAUUACAUUAUUUCCAUUAAUUAAUUCCCGUCUCGGCGACACGCGUUCGCUGUGGAUCCUGCGGAACUCGCUCCGCCGUAGCUUCUACGCCCUCGUCGUGAUCGGGUCACGGUCAAUCCACUGCUGGAUGAAGUCCUCCUCACCACUCACCCCUCCAAAAUUGGGGACCUCCAAGUGGGACAUCCGCCAGACGGUGUGGGACUACAUGGAGCUUCACGACUUGGCGAACUUCCCAAGGCCCGUGCACCACAGGAUUCCAAACUUCAAGGGUUCGUAUCGCGCCGCGGGAAGGAUCAGAGACCUCGCGGCUUUCGCAGCGACCAGCGCCGUUAAAGUGGACCCCGAUAAACCGCUAGAGGGCGUCCGACUCGCCGCCCUGGAGGCACGGAAGACCCUGCUGGUUCCCACGCCGAGACUCCGAUCCGGGCUGUUCAACCGGAUUGUUCCGCCCGCCGGUGCCUCCAAGGCCGACCUGCACCGGUGUGCCACCUCGCAGGGCGUGCGCGAGUUCAGCGUGCCGCUCGGGCUGGACGCCGGCAUGCACGUGGACCUCGUGGUGGUCGGCUCCGUGGCCGUGUCUGAGAGAGGAUGGCGGAUCGGGAAGGGCGAGGGCUUUGCGGACAUGGAGUUCGCCAUGAUGGCGUGCACGGGCGCUGUGGAUGACGCCACGGUAGUGGUGACCUGCGUUCACGACUGCCAGGUGGUGGACAUCCCGGAGGAGCUGGUGGAAACUCACGACCUGAAGGUUGACUACAUCCUCACCCCGACGCGCGUCAUCAGAACCAACUGCAGCACGCCCAAGCCUCGUGCAAUCAUCUGGUCCAAGAUCGACCGCGAGCUUCUGACCCGGAUCCCCAUCCUGAACACUCUGCGGGCCCGGGAAGAGAGACUGGGCCGGGACGUGUCGCUGAAGGACGCUCCCAGCCUUCACCGCGCCGCAGCCUCUGCCGGAACUCCGGGCGAUCUUUCCGCUUCUCUCCACCGAGAAACUUUCGGCGUCGGCCCCGCCGGGACGGCGGCAGCGACCCGCGUGCGCCGGGGCGGUUUCGUUUCGGCAAGGGGGCGGCGUGGGGGGGGCGGGAGACACCAGGGAAGAGGAGGGGGAGGAUGGGCGAGGCAGCCGAUUGGUGGAGGAGGAAGUGGUUUCGCCGUGCCGGAUCCGGCGAGGGGCCUGGGUGGUGGUGGGGGCGACGGGAUGUAACCUUCCGGUACCCUCGGGGCUUUAAUUUCUCACCGAAAAUGUUCGGGGUCGCUGGUAGACUGGAGUCGGUGGAGCCGUGACUCGUCGUGCUGCAGCCCACCGCGGGAGGUGUAGACUUGACGUGGUGUGCCGGGCGUGGAAAUAUUUUAAGGGGGUCGCUAACUCGGCAAGAUCCGGCUGUAGCGAAGCCCUGGUUAACCGGAUCCUGAAAGCAGCGAUCAGCAAUGAGUGGAUGAUGAUGAUGAUGAUGAUGCUGGGGGGUGUUUUCACUAUUUGUGUCUUGUCGGGGAGAGCCGCACGUCAGGGGCCGCACUAACGGCCACCAGGGGCUGCCGCCAGUGGCCCGCGGGCCUUGUGCCUCAUGGUCUCACGAUGCAUCUCACCCCUGCACACUCAACCGAUGUCAUUGUCUACAACAUCACGCACGCACGCACGCAUGUGUGCUGACAUACACCGUGCACUUGUAAAGCAUUCUGGGUAAUAAAAUAUGGCUAACGUCA